AUGAAUAUUCGAGCGUUUCGGCGCAAGCGCCUGCUCGCCUAUGCGGUAUGGAUGUAUUCGAUGGAAAAGACCUUCUGCUUUCUUGGACCUGGAGGUUAUCCACUCGCCUCUCCAUCUGUUGUGCCAGACGUGCCGAAUUCUUCUCCAAACACUCUGCCACCUGGAGACGUUGAUGUACCGCGUAUUGUUUUUGCUGCCUUCGAGUACUCGGUGGCUCCUUACCGGAACAAGCUGAAGCGUAUCGUCGAAGAGCUGGGGGUCCGAAAAGACCAGGCGCCAGACGAGCAGAUGAAGUCCGCAUUCUCUCGUAUUGAUAGCCAACUUGGCGGCGUUAUAGCUCAAUGGGACCGGUUCAUAGAACAGUGUAAGACUUAUGCCAUCAAGGCCGUCGAUUCUCCAGAGGGCAGAACCUUCGUACUGGAAUCAUGGCACAUGCGCCAUUUGGAAGAUUUCGAAGAUGAGGUGGAUCAGCUAUAUGAGGAUUGGAAGAACGAUUCUCUGGCUGAGUGGCUACGCAAGAUUGACAGCAUCUGA
Messenger RNA from Symbiodinium sp. CCMP2592, 534 nucleotides. The record is from the annotation of a GenBank genome assembly. Lineage: Eukaryota; Dinophyceae; Suessiales; Symbiodiniaceae.